Oncorhynchus keta (chum salmon) is the source of this 2045-nucleotide messenger RNA. RefSeq names its product hydroxycarboxylic acid receptor 1-3 (gene hcar1-3). Gene Ontology annotation, biological process: G protein-coupled receptor signaling pathway. Gene Ontology annotation, molecular function: G protein-coupled receptor activity. The record is from RefSeq and is a predicted model, not a curated record. Gene Ontology annotation, cellular component: membrane. NCBI's taxonomy places the organism in Eukaryota, Metazoa, Chordata, Actinopteri, Salmoniformes, Salmonidae. The transcript has 2 exons. The coding region runs from base 455 to 1462 and encodes 335 amino acids.
AAAACAACAAAAUGUGGAAUAAGUCAAGGGGUGUGAAUACUUUCUGAAGGCACUGUAUAUGCAGACAUGGCGGAACCAGAUGACACUCAAAUGAGGGUUUGGUUGUGAUUGCAAACUCCCUGAAUUAGCUCAGAGAUCACACUUGUGAUGUCAUGUUGGCUCUGGCCAGCCCUCGGAGGAAGUCAGUCUUAAAGUGUAUGUCAAGACGCCUCUCGAAAAAAACAACAGAAAAUCCUGAACAGUGGAAACACACAAGAGAGGAGAUCUGUUGAGGACAUUCAAAGUCACCUACAGGAUUCUAAACUGCUCUUCAACCCCAAAUGCAGUCAUUGACCCCAAACGCUCAACUGAUAUCCUCUGAGAUGCUCUGAAAAGAGGAACAAGAAGAGGCAGAUUGUGUGAAAAACACCAACAUCUGAGGUUUCCUGGAACCAAAAACAUACUCAAUCUAACGAUGGUUGAUGAAGCAACAGUAUUGCACAGUAACUCUACCGGAAGACUGGACCAGCCCUUCCACUGCCUGGCCACUCAGAAUCUGGUGGCCGACAUACUGCCUCCUGUCCUGAUUAUAGAGCUCCUAGUGGGCUUGCCAGGCAACGUAAUGGCUCUGUGGAUCUUCACUUGCCGUCUGAAGACUUGGAGGGCCAACACCCUGCUCCUCUUUAACCUGGUCCUGGCUGACUUCCUACUGCUCAUCUGCCUGCCCUUCCGCAUUGACAACCUGUUCCGUGGGGAACACUGGGUGUUUGGCGAAGCCUGGUGCCGGAUCAACCUCUUCAUGCUCGCUGUCAACCGCUCGGCCAGCAUCGCCUUCAUGACUACCGUGGCCUUCGACCGCUACUUCAAGGUGGUCCACCCACACCACCGUGUCAACCACAUGACAUCUACCCAGGCAGGAUGGGUGGCGGGGGGCAUCUGGGCAGUGGUGAUCUCCCUGCGGCUCCCCCUGCUGACCACCAACCUCCUCAGGCAGGAUGGCAACAUGUCCCUGUGUCGCAGCUUCAGCUCCUACACUGUGACUCCCCUGGCAAUCGAGAUUCACAACAUGGUGUUCGUCGGAGAGUUCUUCCUGCCCCUGCUGCUCUUGCUCUUCUGCUCAGCCAGGAUUGCCUGCAUCUUACGCCAACGGCAACUGGACAAGGAGCAGAAGGUUCGGCGGGCCAUCCGGGUGGUUGGGCUGAUCGUGGCUGUGUUUGUGCUGUGUUUCUUUCCCGGAAUCGCCACAGGCCUGAGUACGGUCUAUAUCAAGCAGUUCAGACCCAGGGACUGUGAGUCUUACAAAUUGGCUGCACAGCUCUUCAGCAUGUCCAUUGGAUUUACCUACCUUAACAGUGCUCUGGACCCAGUCAUCUACUGUUUUUCCAGUUCCAUGUUCCGAAACUCCCUCAAGAGCUCCAUCAAUAAGCUGGGCCUGGUGGAGAUGAGGCUGAGUCGACGGGGAAGCAUGACCAGCGAUGGGUGAAUAGCGAGGCCUGCCCUUGUUCAGGGGCAGAACGGCAGAUUUUUACCUUGUCAGCUCGAGGAUCCGAUCCGAUUCUGUAGCUAUGUGGGAUACAUACUUGAAAGGACUGAGUACGUGUGUAUGCGUGUAUAUGUAUGUGAAACAAAGACAGGAAAAAGAAAGCCUUCAUUCUACUGAAUGGUUAUUUUUUAGAACCGAAUGAUGUAGAGUGACAUGUUUUUGUCUUGAUUUAGUCAUGUCUAUCAAAUACACUAUUUUUACCAGAUGCAGUGUUAAGGGAUGUUUCAAAAUGUACAGAACGGGGACCAGGAGGAGAAUGGGGGAGGGACAUGCUUUCCAUUUCAGUCGAGGAGGAUUUAGUAUUUUCUAAAUCAAGUCCAGGGGAGGGACAUGCAAUUUGUAAUUGAUUACAUUUUAAUAUUUAUCAGUGUUUUAGAAUUAGUUGCUUAUUAUGCUAUACAAUGCCUUCAGAAAGUAUUCCCACCACUUGACUUUUUCCACAUUUUAUGUUAAAGCAAUUUACAUUUUUUAUGUCAAUGGGAUUUAAUAUAUAUAUAUAUAUAUAUAUAUAUAUAUAUAUAUA